AGAGAAGAAGCUUCCCUCAUUCUGUCUUUCUGCUUUUGCCCUCUCCUGAGCACAUUGGAGUUGCUGCCUGCAGCACAGGUUUGGCUCCAAACCCAUGACAAUUCACUAAGUUUAAUAACGUCUCAAGAAUGAGAUGGAUUCUGGGCUUCUUCACCUGAGAAGCAGGACAAGGAAAUUUAGUGGGGAUCAACAAAAACCAGCUUGGUGUGUGUGGCUGGAUUCUGUUUUCACUUUCUUUACUAUUGAUGAUUAUUACCUUCCCCAUCUCCAUAUGGAUGUGCUUGAAGAUCAUUAAGGAGUAUGAACGUGCUGUUGUAUUCCGACUGGGACGUAUCCAAGCUGGUAAAGCCAAGGGACCAGGCUUGAUCCUGGUCCUGCCCUGCAUAGAUGUGUUUGUCAAAGUUGAUCUCCGAACAGUCACCUGCAAUAUUCCACCCCAAGAGAUCCUUACCCGGGACUCUGUGACUACUCAGGUGGAUGGAGUUGUCUACUACAGAAUCUAUAGUGCUGUUUCAGCAGUAGCUAAUGUUAAUGAUGUCCACCAAGCCACAUUUCUGCUGGCUCAGACCACUCUGAGAAAUGUCUUAGGGACACAGACCUUGUCUCAGAUCUUAGCUGGGCGAGAAGAGAUUGCCCAUAGCAUCCAGACCUUACUUGAUGAUGCCACGGAGCUGUGGGGGAUACGAGUUGCCCGAGUGGAAAUCAAAGAUGUCCGUAUUCCUAUGCAGUUGCAGAGAUCCAUGGCAGCUGAGGCUGAGGCCACACGGGAAGCCAGAGCCAGGCUGCCUGCUGCUGAGGCAGACAAAAACAGAGAUUAA
This is a messenger RNA of Castor canadensis (American beaver), 818 nucleotides long. Lineage: Eukaryota; Metazoa; Chordata; Mammalia; Rodentia; Castoridae. The record is from RefSeq and is a predicted model, not a curated record.